AUGUCAGACCUCACAGAGUACAAUGUAGUAGUAUUCACUCGGAGCGAUGGUCAGGAUUAUGGACCGGGGUACUGGCCAGCCCCUACAGAUGCGGCGGCCAAGAACGCGAAGAAGACCACCCAAGAAAAGACACCAAGAGCGAAGCCUCAGAUGGUUCGACUGACCGAAGACGACCCAAGGUUUCAGGAGUGGCGUAUAAAGCUGGGGAUAUUGUUGAAGCAAGAACUUACACCUACAGAGGGUCUUCCUUGGCUUGUCAAUUUCCCGCGUGGGUACUGGCUGUAUGAGAAGUCGAAGCACCUCUGGGUUUCUGGACACCCGGAUAGGUCGAGGCCUCUCUACAAGAGCCCGCAAGAGUUCGGUAUCCAUCUGCUGUGGCUCCUCUCGAACUCGAAUGACCGCAAUGACUGCCGCUGCGUUCACUGCAACACUCGAGAAAUGCCGAAUAUCGACGGGCUGAGCGUCGUGGAUGGGCCUCGGGCCCUGCCGACGGCGACAAACACGCAGCCCCCAUCCAAAAUCCGUAAGAUCACGCCGCAGAUACCGCCAGGCACAACCGCGUCCCCUGUUCCUGCAGCAGCGGCGACUCCUCCAGCCGUGAAGAGAGAGACACCUGUGCCAGCGCCCACAACCGCGGCGAAAAAGGAGACACCGAUACCGGUUCCGACGAUACCCUUACGUGCUGCCCCGGCCUCUGCCCCAGCUCAAACGCCAGCUCAGGCGCAGCCUCCUCUGCAACAGCAGCAACCCCGAUACCAGCAUCAGCACCAAGCGCUGCCGAGUCAAGCGCCUCCGGCCCAGACGCAAGGACAGCCUCCAAACCAGGCUCCCGUCCAGCCCCAAGCUCAACCCCAAGUUCAGGCACAAGUGCAACAUGCCAACCAGGCUCCGCCCCAAGCUCAACCUAUGUAUCAACAGCCACAGUUCUUACCCUACCCGCAACCUCAUCUGGGAAUACAAGCCCCGACUCUGUUCCGUGUCGGAGAGCUGGUCUGGUUCCAGAUAGCGUCUGGCUGGCGUCUAGGCAUCGUAGCCGUAACUCCCACACCCACCAACCCAAAGCCCGGCGUCAAGCCCGAGCUCCAGAUUCUUCCAAUGUCCCACCAGCUCUUCAACCAGUCGCCGAUCCAGACCCUGGAAGCAACAGCACGCCCAUUUUUGGCCUUCUCUGUGCCCAACGUCAGCAUCCCGGAGCUGCAGAACAAGGCAUACGACGAGGUCAACUGGGAAGCCUUCCUCCGCAGUCUUACCCCCGAGGACACUCAUCGUCGCGAGGUGGCACUGCUCGAUUCAUCAAAGAUGGCGGCCCAAAAGGUCGGCGUGUCAUUCUCCGUCUUCAGUCGUCUCGGCGAGAACGAAGGCGGCAAGAAGGUCGACUACCACGGCAUCUUCCUUGGCGCUGAGCGCAUCGAGCUCGGCGACGUCCUCCGCGUCCGCAUCUCACCAGAACAGAACCUCCCGCCCGCGGCCAACAACCUCCCCGACGCGCUGCUUGCCCUCCGCGAGAUCUGCACCGCGCCCAUUGACGUGCCCGGCAUGGCCUUCUUCAAGGGCGACAUCUACCAGCCCCUCUCGGGAGACAACGCCCCAGCCACCGAUGCCGCCAUAACCGUGCCGGAAGACAAGCUCCCGCGACCGCUUCGCGAGGAGAUGGUAUUCCGCAAGAAGUUUGCCCCCGCGGACCGCUGGCGCUGCGUUCUGCUCAAGCAGAACGCCGUCCUCCGCGAGCCGGAUCUCAAGGGCCGCUUCUACGCCACGCAUAGGCUGCUGCCGCUGCUCGACGGUCAGGCCAAGGCAGCGUCCGAGGCACAGAAGGGCAUAGUGCGCGACGUGCAGCAGCGGCUCAACCAGCGCAUCGACACGUUCAAGACGGCCUACAUCGGGCAGAAACGCACUCGCGCCGAGACCAUCGGCCCCGCGCUGCCCCCAGGAAGCGUCCUCCAAUUUGAGGCAUCCGUGCGCGAGGAGGGCGCUUAG
This is a messenger RNA of Colletotrichum higginsianum IMI 349063, 1977 nucleotides long. Its product is annotated as transcription-silencing protein Clr2. Bases 1 to 1977 code for a protein of 658 amino acids. NCBI's taxonomy places the organism in Eukaryota, Fungi, Ascomycota, Sordariomycetes, Glomerellales, Glomerellaceae. Gene Ontology annotation, biological process: silent mating-type cassette heterochromatin formation. The record is from RefSeq and is a predicted model, not a curated record. Gene Ontology annotation, cellular component: SHREC complex; rDNA heterochromatin. The transcript is spliced from 2 exons.